This is a messenger RNA of Artibeus jamaicensis (Jamaican fruit-eating bat), 1608 nucleotides long. It is a transcript of the gene PIR, whose product is annotated as pirin. Bases 278 to 1153 code for a protein of 291 amino acids. Gene Ontology annotation, molecular function: quercetin 2,3-dioxygenase activity. Lineage: Eukaryota; Metazoa; Chordata; Mammalia; Chiroptera; Phyllostomidae. Gene Ontology annotation, biological process: monocyte differentiation. The transcript has 10 exons. The record is from RefSeq and is a predicted model, not a curated record. Gene Ontology annotation, cellular component: nucleus.
GGAGGCUGGCAAUUGAGCUGGCAGGGGAGGGCGGAGCGAGAGCACUGUACAGUGUCAAUAAGGAGUGUCACCCCUGUCCAAGACCCUCCCUGUGUCCACAAAGUGCUGAGUCACAGUGAUAAGGCUUCCCUGCGCCUUUCCUGCACGCUGCUGCCCUGUACUCUGCCUGCUGCCCGCACCAGCACCCGCCAUCACCAGCACCCGCCAUCGCUGCACAGGUUCCAGCCAAGGCUACCUCUACAGUUCAGCAUCAGAGCAGUGUGUUUUGGAUUUUGACAUGGUAUCCUCUAAGAAGGUCACCCUCUCAGUGCUCAGCCAGGAGCAGUCAGAAGGGGUUGGAGCGAGGGUCCGCAGAAGCAUUGGCAGACCUGAGUUAAAAAAUCUGGAUCCAUUUUUACUGUUUGAUGAAUUUAAAGGUGGUAGACCAGGUGGAUUUCCGGACCACCCACAUCGAGGUUUUGAAACAGUAUCUUACCUUCUGGAAGGUGGCAGCAUGGCCCAUGAAGACUUCUGUGGACACACUGGUCAGUUGAACCCAGGAGACCUGCAGUGGAUGACUGCGGGCCGGGGCAUUCUUCACGCUGAGAUGCCAUGCUCAGAGGAGCCAGCCCAUGGCCUACAACUGUGGGUUAAUUUGAAGAGCUCAGAGAAGAUGGUGGAGCCUCAGUACCAGGAACUGAAAAGUAAAGAAAUUCCUAAACCCAGUAAGGACGGUGUGACAGUUGCUGUCAUCUCUGGAGAAGCCCUGGGAAUAAAGUCCAAGGUUUAUACUCGCACACCAACCUUAUAUUUGGACUUCAAACUGGACCAAGGAGCGAAGCAUUCCCAGCCUGUUCCUAAAGGGUGGACAAGCUUCAUUUAUACCAUCUCUGGGAAUGUGUAUAUUGGGCCUGAUGAUGCACAACAAAAAAUAGAACCACAUCACACAGCAGUGCUGGGGGAAGGUGACAGUGUCCAGGUAGAGAACAAGGAUCCUGAGAGAAGUCACUUUGUCCUGAUUGCUGGGGAGCCAUUAGGAGAACCAAUUGUCCAACAUGGUCCAUUUGUGAUGAACACUAAUGAAGAGAUUUCUCAGGCCAUUCUUGACUUCAGAAAUGCAAAAAAUGGGUUUGAAAGAGCCAAAACCUGGAAAUCAAAGAUUGGAAACUACUGAGCACAAGAGCAGGUUUCAAUGCUUUCUAGUAUUUUGCCAUUUGUGGCAUCCAUUCAGUCAAUGCAUUCAAUUUCCAAAGCUGACCUAGCUGGUGCUUCUGAAGAAUUCCACACUAAAGUGCUAACAUGAUUUUUAUAUUGAUGCACAAGACAUAUUUCCUGGCAUAUGUAAAUAAAUCUAAUUGUUGCUCCUUUAAAAAUCAGUGUUCUUCGUUGGGACCCACAUUCCUCAUCUUUUGUUAAAAAACCAUUUUAUAUAUGAUUGCUUUUUUGUGUGUGGGAGGUAUUUUCUUAUUUUUGUGCAUGCGUGGGGCUUUAAAGAAUAUGUGAUUGCUUCUGUGUGUCACCAGCAGUUGAUGUGUGCAGUUGAACAUGGCAGUUUCGAUACGCAGUCAUGCCUGUGUGCAGGGGUUUCACGUUACAGGUCAUCUGCAUUAAAAUAAUAGCAGUCUUGAG